Anopheles marshallii is the source of this 612-nucleotide messenger RNA. RefSeq lists its product as uncharacterized. NCBI's taxonomy places the organism in Eukaryota, Metazoa, Arthropoda, Insecta, Diptera, Culicidae. The record is from RefSeq and is a predicted model, not a curated record. The transcript has 2 exons. Bases 1 to 612 code for a protein of 203 amino acids.
AUGUCUUCGAAGCAACAGGUGGUCCAACGCUCGGUGUCCUCUGGGGAUGCUGGGCGCCUUACUGUGUCGCUGCUCGUUGCAGUGUGUCUCGUUGGCAGUGCGUUGGCACUGAACUGUAAAAUAUGUCAAUCGACCGGCGAUUACGAGGCCUGUCUGCGUAGUCCGUCCGCACCGUGCACGGUACCGCUGGUCAACACAACGCAUCUGUUUCUGACCUCAGCAAACCCGACACUGCGUAACGUUACGUACCAGGGUGUACCGAUGUUCCAGUGUUUCCAGGUGAACUACACCGUUGGGCCGAUGUGGCACUAUCAGAUGGGGUGCACCUACAUCAACACCAAGAUCUGUGAGGGUUGGCGAGCGGCGAGCAAAUGUCUUACCACCACGUCGAACGUGAUGGGCGUACCGGGCCGGGUGAAGGUUCCACACAUUGCCGAUUACAACCCGCACGGCCCACCAGUCCUGCCGCACACGAACGGUGUUGUGCAGCCGUCGGUGACCGGGAUGAAGCGCAGCUCCAAAUCGGCUUCCGGUAGGAGUGCCGUACUGGUGGAAUGUCUCAUGCUGACCAUGGUGGUGGGUUGGGCAAUCCGAAAGGUGCUAGGAUACUAA